Molecule: messenger RNA, 4617 nt
Organism: Orbicella faveolata
Lineage: Eukaryota; Metazoa; Cnidaria; Anthozoa; Scleractinia; Merulinidae
Cellular component (GO): cytoplasm
Source: RefSeq, a predicted model, not a curated record
CUAUUCACCUGGUAUUGUACAAUAGUUGUAUUAUUCUUUACAUCAACUGUGAGGAAAAUUAGCAUUUUAAAAACCUUCAGUCUCACAUACAGUAUUUCAAAUUAACCCCAGAGAGGGCGAAAUUGGUGUUCUCAUUUUCACUUCACUCGCGCUGGUUAAAACGGCAAUUUGCACUUAUUAAUUUUUUGCGCGUUUGAAAAUUCACCGGUGUUGGAUGUUGGAUGACGGCCAAUAAGUAGAUUGAUUUCACUGUACUGCCGAACCAAAGAAAAGGCACAUGAUGAGUUAGAAAGCGCUGAUAAAUAAUUCAUCUGUCCUAAAAAAAGGAGUUUUCAAUUUCGCCGUUCAGUUGUACGGGUGGUUGCUAUGUUAUGCAUAAACACAGUGGCCUCGUAAGUUCUAUCAAUUCCUUGCGUUCGCGCUUGAAUAACAAGAAGGGCUACGAUGAAGCAGAAUUUAUCAUACUCAAGGCAAAUGAUGACGGGCACUCGAAAAAUAUAAAUGAAGAGCUUUUAAAGAUUUCAUCGGAGUCCAAAUGGGAUGCGGAACAUCAAAAACGCUGCAGGUGAAUGCAGAUGUCACUGAAGCUUCCAAAGUGAAGCAAGUUCAUACAGAAGAGAAUGGAAGUCGAGGCUUCAAUCCACGGAGUGAAGGAACUGCACCGAACCAGUACGACUGCAAUGAGGACGUGCAUUUGACGAGAACUGAAAAAAAGACAUCUGCCGGGCAUAUUAAUCCGCCGCAACACAAAACCUUUGAGAUCGGUGACAGCGUACACGUUCUUGGUUAUGUUGGAGUUGUGAAGUUUGUUGGCGUCACUGAGUUAGGUGAAGGGGAGUGGAUUGGCAUUGAAAUGCGGCGAGAACUUGAGCAAGGGAACGACGGAUCUUACGAGGGACUUCAGUACUUUCCUUGUGCGCCCAAACGCGGUGUCUUUGCAAGACCUUCGGUGGUAUUUCCCCAUUCGGGUUCACAAGACAAGCCAGACAAAAUCAACACUAUUUCACCUGCUGUUCUUGCGCUUUUGCAAAUUCGAUUACGACGCACACUUUCAGCAAUUCGAAGGCGAAAACUCCAGCUUCGCACGGAUAUCGAGAAGGCUGUGGAUGUCCAUGUUAAGGCAACACCGAGAAGCGAAACGGAGAGCGUCAUUAAACUUAGCCACUAUCUCACAGAGCCGUAUGAAACCUUGACAAGCAAGGCCCUCGCUUGUUAUCGAUGGAUAACAACCAACGUGCACUUUGAUGUAGAGGGAUACUUCGAAAGAGCGAUCAAGAAACGCACCGAUGCCGAAAGUGUGUUGCGGGACCGUGUUACAUCAAGUGAAGGUUACGCAACCCUUUUUGAGGAGCUGUGCCGAGCGUCCAACGUCCCAGCUAGGAAGGUAAAGGGUUUUGCUAAAGGCUAUGGCUACCAGAUGAGGCAAAAGAUUCCAGAACCGAACCACACAUGGAACGUGAUAAGAGUUAGCGGUGGAAAGUGGUUCAUUUGUGACCCGACUUGGGGCGCUGGACAACUUGGAAAGGACAUGAUGUUUCACAGAGAUCCCAAUGUCCAUCAAUUCAUGAUUCCCCCUUCUGCUGCGAUUACAAACCACUUCCCUGUCGAAGAGAAAUGGCAGUUUUUGGAUCACCCCAUCACAAAGGAGGCCUUCGAGAGAUUGGCUGUUCCUUCUGGACAUCUGCGCAUGAUGAAUGUAGAGCUGUGUAGCCAUAGAGAGAGCAUGUACACGGCAUCGGACAGCGAGCAAAUUGAAAUGACAUUUUACGUCACGGAUAGCACUAUCUUGAAAGGAGUAUUGAAGAGCGAUGUCGCAGGAAGAGAGAGAGCUACUCGACGGAACAUGGUCCUUGCCGAGCCCGAUCGUCAAAAAGACAAAGUCAAACUGACAGCUCAGUUUCCCUCCGCCGGGGAAUUUUUCUUAGACGUUCUGGUCCUGGUGGACUCCAGAUGGGAACAUGGGGUCCGAUAUUGCAUUUAUUCCACGGCUGGUGUUGGAGAGAGCAGAGGUGGAUUUCCCACUGUAAGCCUGAAUUUAAAGUCCCUGGGGUUUCGGUUGUAUAGCCCUUUGACGAAUAUCGAAACCAAGCAUGGAAAAUGCAGUGUUGACGUGAUUUGCUACAAAAAGCGGUUCAGCGGGCUCGCGGGAAAGUUAAUGAAGACGUCGAGUGUGGGAACCAACCAAACGGAAGAUCCUCAUUUGUGCUGCAGUGAAAAAACUGAAAAUGGUUUUCGUCUCAAAGUUCACCUGCCAUGCAAAGGGGAAUACAAGCUGAGCGUUUACGCUAAAUAUUACGAUCACAGUAAACCAGACGAAUUUCUAUGCACAUACUUUGUCACUUCCUACAAAGGAGUCGGCCCCAUGGCUGGAUUUCCUGUGGUUACAGAGAGGCUACGACUCUGGGGUCUAACUCUUUCAAGUCACUCGGAAAACAUUUUCGCAGAAAAUGGGCGCUCUUCUAUCAUCCUGAAAAACCCCAAAGGUGUUUUACUGUCAGCGCAUCUCACGCUAAAUGACAAUGAUCUUCAUGGAAUGUGUUCUGUGGAAAACAUGGAAAAUGAGUCCACAGUUCACGCACAUGCUCCUGAAAGUGGCGUGUUUACGCUAAACAUCUUCGGUCGUAAAGCCGCUGAUGGGAAAUCUGAAUUCCUGUGUUCCUACGCUAUCAAAGCUCUCAAAGGUGUAAGCGACAAUCCAGGCUUUCCUCAAAUCUCAGAACUGUUUAAGAAAUGGCAGAUAGAAUUGAUAGAUCAACACGAGAAUAUUUUGUCGGAGAGCGGCCGAACAUCAUUGAAGCUUAAGACACCUGGAAGCGUCUUAAUCCAAGCCACUCUCCAUCAAAACGAAGAAAAUCUCCCUCAUGAACUGUGUUUUACCGAAAGGGAAGACUCUAUCAGCAAAAUAUGCGUGCAUUUGCCGACCGCCGGGUUGUACAAACUCAACAUCUUCGGACGCGAGGGGCCCGGAGCCAAGGGACAGUUCCUAUGUUCGUUCAGUUUGCUGGCGACGUCGGGAUUCGGUGAAAACCCGGGAUUCCCGCGGAUCUCCGAUGAGUUUCGGGCGUGGGGUCUCCGCCUGGAAAGCCACCGGCAGAACAUCACUGUGUACGAUGGUUCCGUGGCUAUCACUUUCAUUAAUCCAAACGCUAUCAAGCUCAUUGUCUGUCUGUUAGACGAAAACGAGGUAACCCACGUCAAAUCAUGUUUGAGAACAGAUCGAGCUGAUGAGAGAGAGGUGAUUUAUUGUCAGCUUCCCAGUAAAGGGAAGUACAGAUUGGACGUGUUUGGGAAAAACUCUGCAGAUGCCAAGAAAAAACUGUUCUUGUGCAGUUACUCAAUCUAUUAUUAGAUCUACAUGUUUAACCAGGGGGUACUCCCCGAAAUUUUUAGUGGUAUGGGGGUGCGCGUCUUUAUUUCAGACCAAAACAUGUAAUUUUCAACACCCUAUUUCAAACGUGUCCCAAACGUUGAUAUUCUAUUACAGAUCACUAGAAUUAGUACACGUCUCUGAUACAUGAACUGAGUUAACCUGAAACCUGGACCUGGAAUGGCUUCCUAUGAGUACACAUUCGGGAAGGCCUUCGAAUUUUCCGAUUUCAAUGGAUAAAAUAUUGUAUUAGUUUCAUCUUAACAACGUGCUGUCUCAUACCAAAAUGGUCAAAAUUUAUUCCCCUAUUUCAGACCAAAACGGCCCUCCCUCUUUGGCUCCACACAGCUAAAAAGUUUGCAUAAGGGAGUACUUCCUGGGGAGGAAUAUAAUAUGCGUGAAAACUGAAUGGGUUUGUUUACUUUGCCAAUGUUUUGAUACCUCGCAGGACAUUAAAUAUUUAGAACGUCGGCGAAAAAAAUUCAAUAUAGUUCGCUAAGGGUUUUGCUAAUUAUGAACCCAAACUUUAUUAAUUCCACAAACACCGUACCCCGAAACCCUUCCAAAACGUCCACUUUCGGCUUUCUCGUUCAUGCGCUUUGCAUUUACACGACGUGUCGUAGAAUUACUCAGAAUCCUUGACGAAUUCUGCGGCCUUUUCUUCAAACACAGUUUGUUCUCCUUGUGUGCAUGUACCCACCUAAUGAGUGUGUAAUUACGACGUACGCGUAAGAACUCUGCGCUAUGUAUUUAUAUCGACUCAAUACAUUAUAGCCUUACUGAACUAAGCUCACAAAAAAGCUUGUUAAUGAGUUGUAAUGAGCAAAGUAAGGGAUAGCCAUACAUUUCAAUUAAAAACUCUCAUUACGAGUUUAUUGAACAGGUGUAGCCAUAUGUUGAUAUCUCAUUAAUUUUUUCACUUUACAACUUAUUUGCAUAAAGUUGAAGAUAUGCUUCCCAGCGGUGUUGUUUUUCUUUCAAAACUCGACUAAAGAAAUUUUAUUUUUACCGAAACUGCCAAAGAACGCAGGAUGACUGUUCGAAACAAUAAUGUUUUCUCACGCCACAACAAUCGAUUAAAUUAUUGAAAGGUUUUCUCAGUUUGAAAUAACUGGAGCAAAACCAAAAGGAAAGACAUCACAUACCGAACCAACAUAAUUUAUUAGCCAACAGAACUUGAAGCCAAGCGAAACAUAUAACAAAUGGCAAGCACGGGAAAGCAAUCAUCCGAUGGUAAGAGCGGGAAAACA